AUUUUAUUAUUUCAUCUACGGUCACACAUUAAAAGCUCUAAAUUUCUAGCGUCGUAUUAUUUUGGCGGCUGUUAAUAAUAUAUUGUUUGUUUUUGAUGUCUGAAUUAAAGGCCAAGAGCCCACUCAGCGAGCGGUCGCUCAACAAUUCGGCGUCCAGAGAUCAAAUUUAUCCUGUGACCUUUAAGAUAUUUAAAAGGCUAAUAGCUAACCUGCCGCAAAUUACAACCGCCCUACGAUCCUCCGAUGAAAACCACAAGACGGACGACGAGUGGGCGCGGUGGUACUAUGAAGCCUUUUACAGAGAUCCUAGUAUUCGAGAAAAGUAUCAGUUCGAAGUGGCUCCUUGUCCUGGUGGCGUUCGAGAAAAGUUGCUCAAGGUUCCUGACCUUGAACUCAUCCGUGAUCUGCAAGAGCCAAUAUCAGAGCAAAUGGUUGUGGCCGACGCAGCCAAGACAGAUUCGGUCAAUGCCAAAAGCGAGUCGGAUAAUUUACAGGGAAACCAGAACCUAAGAUCUGGAGAUGAGAUAGUUGAAGUCGACAAGUAUGGCACUUUCAUAUUUCCAGUAUCUUUCCAAACUUUUGAAAGGAGCCUCAACCAAAUAGAGGUGUUCCGCCAGGUCAUGAAGAGCCAAGACGAUUGUCUGAAGCUGUUGGUCGAUGAUGGGCUUCGUAAUAUAACCUUAAAAAAGUUUUAUAACAGCUAUUACAUGCGCCCACAACAUCGUGGCAAGGAAAACAUUUUCCAAGAAUUUCCACCAACUCCGUUAGCCAAGUUGCUAGAAAUUGGCAGGCCUUAUGAUGAUACAGCAGUCAAAACUGCUUUAAAGUUUGCCGCCGAGAAUUCCGAUAACAACAAUUCUAUCGUUAGUUUUGAGCAGUUUAAGAGGAGCUUGCGGAAUUUAAGAGAUAUUGUGGAAGACCUGAAGCAGAUGGACAAAAAUUAUGACGGCAAAGACUUUGAAGAGUGUGCCUAUGACUACUACAAGGCAUUUUACCUCACACCAGAGAUUCGCCACAAGGUCCAAUUCCAGUUGCGACCAUGUGCGGCUGAAUUUCAGGACCGCCUACUGGCUUUUCCGAGCAAGGAAACCGCCAACGCCCAGUUAACCAGCCACUCACCAAAAAAUAAUCAAACUUUGAUUUCACGCGAACGUGAAUCUUUACAAAGGAAAGAGGAGCCGUUAAACUCAGUCUCUAAAAAGUUUGAAGUCUUGAGCGUAGACUCUUUUGAGCGAGUUUCCAUAUUUAUAGUAAUCUCAUAUCACAAAUAAAUCUUUUCCUCCUUUAAAGCAAAGCUAUACAAUGAAAAAUAAUAAAUAUCUUCUUAAGAGUAUCAA
Molecule: messenger RNA, 1337 nt
Organism: Drosophila ficusphila
Lineage: Eukaryota; Metazoa; Arthropoda; Insecta; Diptera; Drosophilidae
Product: protein telomere ends associated-like
Exons: 3
Coding region: 96-1271 (391 amino acids)
Source: RefSeq, a predicted model, not a curated record